Messenger RNA from Arabidopsis arenosa, 2746 nucleotides. Lineage: Eukaryota; Viridiplantae; Streptophyta; Magnoliopsida; Brassicales; Brassicaceae. The record is from the annotation of a GenBank genome assembly.
UAACAUUUCAAAUUCAGAAAAAUGGAUCCGAAUCCUAAACCGGCGAUUUCAGGCAUUGAUAAGGCCGUGUUCGAGCAUCGCUCGUUCGCUAGAAUCGGGUUUCUGGGAAACCCUAGCGAUGUUUACUUCGGACGUACGAUCUCAUUUACCAUUGGUAAUUUCUGGGCUUGGGCUAAGCUCGAACCAUCCGAUCAUCUUUUGAUCAAACCUCAUCCAUUCCAUGAUCUUGUCCAGUUCGAUUCUCUCGAUAAUCUCGUUUAUCGAUUGGAAAAUGAUGGAUACUAUGGAGGUGUAAGGUUGCUAAUGGCGAUUUGCAAAGUAUUCCGCAACUAUUGCAAAGAUAAUGGUAUACAACUUCACGAAAAAAACUUCACUCUAUCUUAUGAUACCAAUAUCCCUAGACAGACGGGGCUUUCGGGUUCUAGUGCCAUUGUAUCUGCUGCUCUUAGCUGCCUUCUUGACUUCUACAAUGUCAGGCAAUUAAUCAGAAUCGAAGUCCGACCUAACCUUAUUCUUAAUGCGGAGAAAGAACUUGGUAUUGUUGCUGGUCUUCAAGACCGUGUUGCUCAAGUCUAUGGUGGUGGUCUUGUUCACAUGGAUUUUAGUAAAGAGCAUAUGGAUAAAGUUGGAUAUGGAAUUUAUACUAUAAUGGAUAUCAAUCUUCUUCCUCCUCUGCAUCUCAUCUAUGCUGAGAAUCCAAGUGACUCUGGCAAGGUACAUAGCACGGUUCGUAGAAGGUGGUUAGAUGGUGAUGAGUUCAUAAUAUCAUCAAUGGCAGAAAUUGCAAAACUAGCUGAAGAAGGUCGAACUGCAUUACUUAAAAAAGAUUACUCUAAACUUAAGGAACUCAUGAACCGUAACUUCGAUCUUCGAAGGAGUAUGUUUGGAGAUGAAUGUUUGGGAGCUAUGAACAUAGAAAUGGUGGAAGUGGCUCGUAAGAUCGGAGCAGCUGCAAAGUUCACUGGAAGCGGAGGAGCUGUUGUUGUUUUCUGCCCCGAUGGACCAUCUCAGGUCAAACUCCUCGAAGAAGAAUGUCGAAAAUCUGGAUUUAUAGUUGAGCCAGUACAACUUGUGCCUACCCGCCUCACCAAACCAUUGAGAAACAUCCAUAAACCCUACUUGGCUUCUCUCUUCCUUUCCACAACAUCUACUCGAUACCCUCUUCAAUACGACAUGAUCAUCAAUCGUCCCACACAAUCUUCUCUCUCUCAAACCCGUCGUCGAACUCCUCGAGCCAUCGAAUCCGGUGCACCUGACUCAGCUGAGCCAGAAUUCGAUUCAUGGGUCGACAAUAAACUAGCUUUAGAGCGUGAACAGGGUCGACCCGGUUCAGGAGAUCCGGAAAUGGAUAAAGCCAAGAGGAAAUACUAUAGUAAGAGAAGGAAGAGAUUAUAUGGGUCUGAUUCUGAAGACGAGAGCAGCCGAAAAUCAGAUGAAGGAUUCGUUGAAUUGAAACCUGAAGUUGUGGAAUUUGAUAGGUUACAUCAGAGAGAAGAGGAAUUGUAUUUUUAUGAUACUUUUGCUUAUCCAUGGGAGAAAGAUAAGCAUUAUAAGAUGGUGUAUCAGUUAGAGAAGAAGUAUUAUCCUGAUCAGUGUUUAGAUAAGGCGUUUCUGCAACCUGGAGAAGUUUCGAAGAAGGGUGGUGAUGAUUCUGGGAAAGUUAGAGGGAAGAAGAAAGUAGUAGCAGCACUUGGUGGGAAGAGAAAUGAGGUUAAACGAAUUGGUAUGGAGAAUUGUGUUGAGGAUGAUGACAAGUUGGUGUUUUUUGAUGAAGUGAAGGAGAAGAAGAAGGUAGAGGAUGAUGUUGUUGUUACUGAGAAGAAAGUGGAACAGUUCUUUAAGGGUUUAACGAAAUCUCCCAAUGAGAAAGGUGUGGCUAGUGGUGGUGGUGGUGAUGGAGAACCUUUUCUUGUUACGAGAAACGGUGAACUUCCUCCUAGAUGGGAUUGUCCUAACGGUACAGUGCUUUUGGUGAACAAACCCAAAGGAUGGACUUCCUUCACUGUCUGUGGUAAGCUACGACGAUUGGUCAAAGUCAAAAAGGUGGGUCAUGCUGGAACACUUGAUCCCAUGGCUACGGGUCUGUUAAUCGUAUGCAUUGGUAAAGCUACUAAGGUUGUUGACAGAUACCAAGGUAUGAUCAAAGGUUAUAGCGGAGUUUUUCGUCUUGGUGAAGCCACUUCAACUUUAGACGCUGACUCUCCUGUGAUUCAGCGAGAGUCUUGGGAGCAUAUAAAAGAUGAUGACAUUAAGAAAGCUUUGACAUCAUUUCUUGGAGAAAUAUGGCAAGUUCCACCAAUGUUCUCUGCGAUAAAAGUUGGAGGCGAGAAGAUGUACGAGAAGGCAAGAAGAGGAGAAACCGUAGAGCUUUCUCCAAGAAGAAUUUCGAUUUUCCAGUUUGACAUUGAACGCAGUUUAGAUGACAGACAAAAUCUGAUAUUUCGGGUUAUAUGCUCUAAGGGUACAUACAUAAGAUCUCUCUGUGCAGAUCUUGCGAAAGCUCUUGGAAGUUGUGCUCACCUCACUGCUCUCCGGCGAGAUUCAAUCGGUGAAUAUUCUGCUAAUGAUGCUUGGGAGUUCAACGAGUUAGAAGCAGCAAUCACAAAAAACUACUUCUAAAGGAAAAGAACUUUUGCUUUGCUAGACGCUUCCAUAGAUGAUCAUAGAAGAUCCAUCAAUUGUGGAUUCUUGGCGACAAACAACUUAAAAGGUUACACAGGAUUACAUAGAUCAUUGAUUGUUCCUU